AUGAACACCACCACGGGCAAUGUUUUCAGCGGCGCCGCCUUCGGGUGCAGGGGCAGCCACCGCACGGUCAAGGACUUCAAGGUGAAGGCGGCGGCGUCUACAAGCGCCGGUGUCCGACGCACGGCUAGCAGGAGCAAGGACUACUACAAGGUCCUGUCGCUGGACCACUCGGCGCCCGUCGGCGAGGAGGAGGUCAAGCGCGCGUACCGGCGGCUGGCGCUGCAGUACCACCCGGACGUCUGCCCGCCGUCACGCCGUGCCGAGUCCACCGAGCUCUUCGUCGAGCUCCGCCGCGCCUACGAGACUCUCUCCGACCCGGCCACGAGGAUGCGGUACGAUGCUGAGCUAACGACGGGCUACACGGCGGCGAGGCCGGCGGCGGCGGAUGGGUUUGCGAGGGACGUGUGGGAGGCGCAGCUCUGCGUGCUGCGGGCGCGGUCUGAACGGCGAAAGAGCGCGAGCAGGUGCAGCGGCAACCGGUUCUAG
Messenger RNA from Lolium perenne, 486 nucleotides. RefSeq lists its product as uncharacterized. NCBI's taxonomy places the organism in Eukaryota, Viridiplantae, Streptophyta, Magnoliopsida, Poales, Poaceae. The record is from RefSeq and is a predicted model, not a curated record. Gene Ontology annotation, cellular component: chloroplast.